Molecule: messenger RNA, 1912 nt
Organism: Danio rerio (zebrafish)
Lineage: Eukaryota; Metazoa; Chordata; Actinopteri; Cypriniformes; Danionidae
Gene: foxb1a
Product: forkhead box B1a
Biological process (GO): regulation of DNA-templated transcription; animal gross anatomical part developmental process; tissue development
Cellular component (GO): nucleus
Molecular function (GO): DNA binding; sequence-specific DNA binding; DNA-binding transcription factor activity
Source: RefSeq, marked provisional
UUCAAGCUGGCCUGGAAAGAAGGAAGACACUUGUUCUUUCUUGAGUUCAAGAAGUGAACUCGCAGGACGUCCGCGUCUCGGCGAAAACAAAACUUGCGAAAUACUGAAUUUCCCCGACUGACUUUCAACGCGAUUAGGACAGGAUGCCCAGACCCGGGAGAAACACCUACAGCGAUCAGAAACCGCCGUACUCCUACAUUUCACUCACCGCCAUGGCCAUCCAGAGUUGUCCGGAGAAGAUGCUCCCUCUCAGCGAGAUCUACAAGUUUAUCAUGGAUCGCUUUCCGUACUACCGGGAAAACACCCAGCGCUGGCAGAACUCCCUCCGCCACAACCUCUCCUUCAACGACUGCUUCAUUAAAAUCCCCCGGCGCCCGGACCAGCCCGGGAAGGGUAGUUUCUGGGCGCUCCAUCCCAGCUGCGGAGACAUGUUCGAGAACGGAAGUUUCCUGCGACGCCGCAAACGCUUCAAGGUGAUGACAUCAGAGCACCUGGCACCCAGCAAGCCCUCAGACGCUGCCCACUACCUCCAGCAGCACGCCAAGCUCCGGCUCAGUGCCCUAGGCACACACCUCCCUCAGAUGUCCAGCUACAACCUGGGAGUUUCCCAGCCGUCCACGUUCAAGCACCCGUUCGCCAUCGAGAACAUCAUCGCCCGAGAGUACAAAGUUCCCGGAGGACUGGCGUUCUCCACCGGGUACCCCCUCCACAACCAGCUGACCACAGCCUGGCCCCAUAUGUACAGCACUAGUAUGAUGGACAGCGCGGCUCCCAUCUCCAUGACAAGCAGCGAUUAUAGUGCCUACGGUGUGCCCAUCAAGUCGCUCUGCCACGGCGGACAAACCUUACCGGCGAUCCCCGUCCCGAUCAAGCCGACCCCGGCGGCGCUGCCUCACCACAUCCCGGCAUUCCUAUCGAACUCUCCGCAAUCUCUGAGCCCGACGUCCCCGCAGACAGCGACCAGCCAAAGCAGCCCGGCCACCCCGAGCGAAACCCUGACGGGACCCGCGACGCUGCAGUCGGUCGCGGUGCACUGACACCUGCGGACUGGGCCUGCCGGUCAGCACCUGUACUCCAAAGUUGAAUUUUAAUUAUAGACCUUGACAGACACUGGCUAUACAAUCAAGGCAAGAGCUAUCUAUGUUGCAGUGGUGUUAAUUUAUGUGUAUGUGUUGAGAUUUCUAAGUGUUGCUUUUGAUGAGUCCAAUCACAUGGAUCGACACGGAUAUCAUAUUGUAAAAUGAAGAGUUUUUGUUUUGUUUUUUUACAACCUAAAUAUCCAGAAUUUAUGUGUUUAUUCGACAAAUCCAAGCACUGCGAUCGUGUUUGAAUCGCACAAGGCAAGUGCUCGUCGUUUUUCUCGCAGGUUAUAUCGCCUAUUAGAUAACUGAUAGUACACUGAAACACUAUGUGCGUAUAAGUCGGAAUGCUCACUAUUUUUAGGGUUGGUAGUCAUGCUACUAACUUUCUAGACGACUAAACUUGUCUCAGUCUGCAAACCAAAUACUUGAUCUAAAACACACACACACACACAAACACACAAACACACACACAAGUACAGUAUGCUACAAUUGCAAACUUGAAGUUAAAAUAGGAUAGGGUCAUUAAGUAAAUAUGUGAAUAAUUGCAAAUAAGUGAUAUUGAAAUUGUGUCAAAUGCACUUUUUAGUUAGAUGUUUUACAUUAUAUUUUGCAGGAAAUGUUUUGUGAGCGUUUAAUUUAAAGCCGUGGUGACCAUGUGUAUUAAAAUGCCGUACAUUUGUACUUUUUGUUCAGAUAUAAAGCAUGCCUUUUUCCAGACUUUGUGUUGUUUUGCUGCAAGCAUGCGUGCUUUUAAAAGAUGUGCAAAACGUCUGCAUUAAAUUACGAACUUGGUCAUCAGAAUAUUUUUUCAUUAAAAUGGUGUAAACUUA